AUGUCUUCUUUAAAAGUGGCUGUUCGUGUUAGGCCUUUUGAUAGUCGAGAAAUACAAUUAUCUUCCAAAUGUGUGAUCGAUAUGUUAGACCAAACCACAUUUAUCACAAGCAGCUCCAAUCAAACAUACAGUUUUGAGUUUGAUUAUUCUUAUUCAUCAUUUGACAAAACUUCUGUGAAUUAUGCUUCCCAGGAAAUGAUUUAUGAUGAUAUUGGCUCUGAAAUGCUUGACCACGCUUUUGAUGGAUACAAUGUUUGUAUAUUUGCUUAUGGUCAAACUGGUUCUGGAAAGUCAUAUACAAUGAUGGGUAAGAUGGACGAUCUUGAAGAAAUGGGAAUGAUUCCAAGACUUUGCCGCGAAAUUUUUAGUCGGAUUAGUGAAAACAGAGAGAAUCCGCAACUUGAAUAUAAUAUAGAGGUAAAACAGUGUUUUUUGUUUAAAUGGGGCUGUGAAAGAUUUUUUUGGGUGUUUUUGAGACUUCCUAGAUGUUGGGUGAUUUUGAGUUUUUUGAGGGUGUUUUUUGAUUUUAAGUGAAGCCUGAGAUUUGGUCUCGUCUUUUUCAAGUUU
Meloidogyne enterolobii is the source of this 567-nucleotide messenger RNA. NCBI's taxonomy places the organism in Eukaryota, Metazoa, Nematoda, Chromadorea, Rhabditida, Meloidogynidae. The record is from the annotation of a GenBank genome assembly.